Molecule: messenger RNA, 1662 nt
Organism: Lotus japonicus
Lineage: Eukaryota; Viridiplantae; Streptophyta; Magnoliopsida; Fabales; Fabaceae
Product: protein BIG GRAIN 1-like C
Exons: 1
Coding region: 432-1580 (382 amino acids)
Biological process (GO): auxin-activated signaling pathway
Source: RefSeq, a predicted model, not a curated record
CUCCCGUGUGAUGGUAUUUUCCAUUAAUGCUCAUGUUCACCUAAAGCUGUACAUAUAGGCUGCUACAAACACAAAACAAUGCUUGCCUACAGACACACAUAAACACAUAAUCCCAACCCACGUUGUCAUCACUUGUCACCAAAAUUCUCCAUUCUCUCUCUCUCUCUCAUCACACGCAGUAGUAUUUUCCUUCUCUGUUUCUCACAUGAUCCAGUUUCCCCUCUAUUAAAUGCCUCUUGCAGCUUUUGACAUUCUCUGCCCCAACAUUACAGCUCUUCAUCACCACCCUCACUCUUCUCAUCACCAGCACGCACGCACCCUCUUCCCUCUCCCCCACCAUUCCCUCUAUAUAAAUUCAUCCUCAUCACUCUCUACCAUAACAGAGACUCUGUUUUCAUGCACUAACCUCAAAUACCACACACUACUACUCAAUGGAGAAGAUGAUGCCUAGAGAAGAAGGGUUCCCACAAAGGAGAAGAACCCCAUCCUUCUCCUCCACACUCCUAGACGCCAUUUGUCGCUCCAUCGAUGAAUCAAAAUCCAACGUGGAUGAAGAUCCACAACUGGGUCUCUUCAAUGAAACUACCAACCCAAAACAGAGCAUUUCAAAACAGAGCAAUUCAACCCACUGUGCCAAUAUUGCAGAGAAAAGUGGCAACAAGGAGAGGAUGAAUCUUCGCCGUGCCGUGAUGAUUGAAGAUUGGAUGGAGAAGCAGAGCUCAUCACAAAGCUCGCACUUCACAACUUCAAGCUCCUCUGAAUCCACUUCAGGGGCAGGGUUUUCAUCCUCAGAAGCAGAGACAACCACCCACAAAUCAAAACCAAGACACAAAUCAGAGAAGAAACAACAACAGCAGCAACCGCAGAAGCCGAAGAGGGAGGGUGACGGUGGUGGAGGUGGUGGUUUUUCGAGGACCAAGUUGAAGGCAUUGAAAAUCUAUGGUGAGUUGAACCAGAAAGUGAAGCAACCAAUUUCACCGGCGAGUCGCAUAGCAAGUUUCCUCAGCUCAAUUUUCAACGCCGGGAACAUGAAGAAAGCCAAAAUGUGCUAUGCUGGUUCCACACAAGAUGUUGAUUUCAACCACAAAUCCAAGUCCCCAUGUUUCUCUUCCUCUGCAUCUUCUUUUUCAAGAAGGUCUUGCAUGAGCAAAACCCCAACUUCUUCAUCUUCUUCCUCAGCAAAAGGGAAAAGAUCAGUGAGAUUCUACCCAGUUAGUGUGAUCCUUGGUGAGGAUUCUCAAAACGAUCCAAGUUUGUUGCCAGUUUCUAGUGUUAGAAAGAUGACAAGAGUGUCUUCAAUUAAGGAGGUGAAGAAGAAUUCUGCUAAGGUUAAAGAAAAUGUUCUUAUGAAGGGUUAUCAAAAUUCUUGUAAGAAUAAUCAAUUUGAUUUUAGAGGUUCCUAUGAUCAUGGUGAGGAGAGUGAUGAUGAUGAUGAUGAUGAUGCUCUAAGUUGUUCAAGUUCUGAUCUGUUUGAGCUAGAUCACAUAGUUGGAGCUGGAAGAUACCAAGUGGAGCUUCCUGUUUAUGAAACUACAAAUUUAGAAAGGAAUAAGGCCAUUGCUAAUGGUCUUUGUUUGUAGACUAGUAGUACUAUUUACUAAUUUAAGAAAUCAUUGUAAUUAAUUCCAUGUUUGCUGGAGAUCAAUUUAGAACAAUUCAUAA